GAAUCAAAAUCGACAUCAUAGAACAAGGAGAUUUAACCAAGGCAAACAAUUCUGAGGAUUCUUCUAAAGUAAUGAAAUGGGGAUUACUCAUACUAAGCUGCAUACUGAAUUUUUCAGGAAUGACAGGAGGACCGAUACUUCUUCGGCUUUACUUCUUACAUGGUGGUAAUGGAAAAUGGUUAUCUAGCUGGUUGCAGAUGGCCGGAUUCCCUAUACUAAUCAUUCCACUCGUGAUACUCUACUGUCAACGCCAUCCAAGUCUACCAAAUAUCAGCUUCUUUGCUUCUCGGAAGCUUUUGUUCUACGCUGCUUUCAUAGGCGUAGCUCAAGGAGUAGACAAUUUUCUGUAUUGUUACGGUUUGUCGUUCCUUCCUGUUUCCACUUCAUCUCUCCUUGUUGCAACCCAACUCAUUUUCACUUCCUUGUUGUCAUUCAUCUGGGUGAAGCAGAAGUUUACAGCUUAUACGGUUAACGCGGUUAUAGUUAUGACAAUGGGAUCUAUUCUACUUGGGAUUAGAAGGGCCGGGGAUCGCCCCCCUGGUGUUACGGCUUCUCAGUACUUGCAGGGUUUCUUUAUAACUAUAGCUGCUGCUGCACUUCUAGGUUUCAUUCUCGUAGGCACCCAGGUUGCUUAUGCUAAAGCAAAUCAAGCCAUGACUUAUCCCAUCGUGUUGCAGUUUCAGCUUUGCUUGGCCUUCUUUGCUACUGUAACCUGCACGAUCGGAAGCCUGAUAAACAAGGAGUUCUCCGCAAUUCAAAGCGAAGCAAGUGAAUUUGAUUUCGGAGAGAAAGCGUACUACCUCGUGUUGGUUUCGAAUAUGAUAGUUUGGCAGCUGAUGUUCAUCGGAAGAGUGGGGAUUAUUUUUUGUGCGUCUUCUCUCUUUGCUUCUGUCACUUCCGCAACUUUCCUUCCUAUCACGCAGACGGCUGCGGUGAUAACGUUUCAUGAAAAUUUCCCAGCCGAGAAGGGUAUGGCGUUGGCUCUAACACUCUGGGGAUUCACUUCUUACAUCUAUGGUUCAUACAUGAAAGAACGAGGGAUAAAGUCAUUAACCCAACUCACUUCCAAAUAAGUAUCUACAGUUUUCCAUCGUAAACACAUUUUUGUUUUCCUCCAUUAAUAAACAUUUAGUCCACUUGUUGAAUCUGGUCAUUUUGUCGAAACUGUACUCAACGUGAAAAACAAACUUCCCUCCAUUGUCCCCAAUCGGGAUCGGGUAGAAGAUCCGUCUGAACUUAUAGUAAGCAAUCUGGGUAUACAACUUCGUUUAAAAUGACCCUUGACACAUGAGAAAGGUCUGUCUUUUUGAGCCUUUGAAUAUUAAUUUAUAUAUCAUCAUGUGAGAUGAU
Messenger RNA from Papaver somniferum (opium poppy), 1350 nucleotides. RefSeq names its product purine permease 3-like. Lineage: Eukaryota; Viridiplantae; Streptophyta; Magnoliopsida; Ranunculales; Papaveraceae. The transcript has a single exon. Gene Ontology annotation, cellular component: membrane. The record is from RefSeq and is a predicted model, not a curated record. The coding region runs from base 72 to 1073 and encodes 333 amino acids. Gene Ontology annotation, molecular function: purine nucleoside transmembrane transporter activity.